Messenger RNA from Colletes gigas, 2709 nucleotides. RefSeq lists its product as uncharacterized. NCBI's taxonomy places the organism in Eukaryota, Metazoa, Arthropoda, Insecta, Hymenoptera, Colletidae. The record is from RefSeq and is a predicted model, not a curated record. Gene Ontology annotation, cellular component: plasma membrane. The transcript is spliced from 16 exons. Bases 35 to 2599 code for a protein of 854 amino acids.
AUAUUAAGGCAGAGAACUGAUUGAAACGAGGGAAAUGGCGAUCGUUGGGGACGUUAGUGAAAUGAGUGCGACGCGUUUGAGUGUGUGGUGCGGGGCUGUUCUCUUCGUGGCUACGACCCUCGUCCACUCGCAGGUGACAUGGACACCAAUCUACCUGGGCAAACACAGUCAAGUGGAUCUUUGGACACAAACGACGAAAGGCUGCGCCUGCAGUUUUAAUUCGUCCAGCAACGAGUGCGCGUGCUGCGUCCCGUCCGGAGGAUGCAGUUGCGGCGCUGCAUCGCCGGACAGAUGCGCCCAGUGCGGCCUGGAGGAACACUGCGCCAACAUGUGCAAUAUAACGCUGGACAGCAAGCAGUUGUUCAGCAAAUCGGAUCGUGGCUUCGGGCAAAUAAAGUCGCCGUCUCUCGAAGGGCCCUCGAGGUGUACGUACAGAUUCGUCCCGGACACUGGCCAACGAGUCGAGCUACAAAUCUAUCGACUGAUCUCGAUCGGACGACAUAACGGCACAGCGUGCGAGGGUGGUUGGCUUCAGCUCGAGGGCGGCGCUCGAGUUUGCGGUCGCAACGAACGUUUUGUUCAGCCGGUCGUCCUGUUUUCCGACAAACAGAUCCCGAUCCUCCACAUGCAGAUAAACGAGAACACCACGAGAUCCCAGUUUUUGGCGUACUUCAGCUUCUCGUCCAGGGCGAGCGUGUCCGUUGGCUGGCCGGUAAAAGGCGGCGAUCCUGUGAACAACACUGAGUGCGACUGGGUGUACGAAGACACCGACUGUCACGACGGUUGCGUACUGGCCAGCCCCGGAUAUCCUGGCCUAUAUCCUCCGAGCAUCCGGUGUCUCUACUUAAUUACUUCCGGCCCGCGAAUGUCCAUCGCAAUUAACUUCACCGCCGUUCUUCUACCUUACAAUCACUGCGCGAGCGACUAUAUAGCAGUGUACUCGGGUCCAACAACUUCGAGUCCUCUUCUGAAGAUGAUCUGCGGGAAGGAGAAAACGUCGUUGAUGUACAAUGGACAGAAACUCCUGGUCGAGUUCAGAACGGGUCCGGAAGUGCCACCGUUCGACUACAAUGGUUUCGUCGCUAGCCUAAGUUUCAUCGAAAUUACAACGGAGAGGCCGACGACAGUCACCGCGGACACCGUCAGUAAGAGUGUGGACACGAUGAAGUCGAUCGGUUACAACGUGCACUACAACAAUCGGGCCCUCCACGAUCACAGAAAAGACCAGGACUCGGUGACGAGCAGCUGCGACCUCGAGGUCAGCGGCGAGGAGGACCGCACGGGUCACCACGAUACCAGAGGGAAACUGAAGUCCACGACGUGUCGGCUCGUCCUUCGCGGACGUGCUUAUGACACCGGACACGUUUCGCUGGCCAGUUACAAUCUCAGCGCCCAAUCGUGCCAAUCGGCGAUCGAAAUAUACGACGGCAUCCCCGAAGAAGGGAUGCUUGGCACCACGAAAUCUCUGGAGAGAAUCUGCAGUCCUGCGCAGAGACUUCCACGGGAAUUCGAGCAACAAGAUACCUACAUCGAGCCGAAAAGGUACUCGUCUAAUGGCAGAGAUAUUAUGGUCGUUCUGAGACGAGCCACGAACAGCCCCACCGACGAGGAAUAUAUGGACGUCUCUUAUUACUUCCACAAUGAACGCGAGGGUGGCACUCAACAGCCGGCCAGCGUGUGCGACGUCGAAUAUUACGGAUUAACGUCACGGGUGAAUGGCUCCGUGGUGCAUCCGGAGCCCCACCGAUUAUUCGCCAUGGACGGGCCUAUAAAGUGCAGGCAGCACUUCAUUCCGGCGCCUAAUCAGUCGGUCGUCAUUCGCGUGGAGAGCAGCACGGAACAGAAGCCGAACAACCCGUGCGAAACCAAGUGCGGGGACAGCGGCUGUCAGUGCGUCAGCAGCGAGUCCCUGGAGAACAUGGACCACCUUCUGCUCGUCUCUGAAACCGGCCACAUCGUCACCUGCCUCUGCGGGAAUUAUCAGGACUGGCUGCCCGUCGGCAUCCGCAGCUGGACGCCGGUGUACAUCGAGUGGUCGAGGUUCUCGAAAGCAGGCCUCAAUUUCCGUGCGGCUUACGAGUUUAUCAACGACACUUACUGCGGCGAUCACACGACGACCAACCCGGAAGGCGAGGUCAAUGGCGGUGACCUGGCCAGCACCGGCCUAAAGCUCAAUCAAUACUAUCAGCAGAGAUGCACGUGGAUCUUAUACUCGUUGACGGAUCGACAACUCGUCAUCGAAGUGAAGUCUACUCAGAGCCGUCCGUGCACCGCUUGGAAUCUGACGAUACACGAGUACAGCAAGAACGGCGACCCGGCGGGCCCGAGGCUGCACACAUUCUGCUCGAGGGACACGCACAAAAACUUCACCCUUCCGUGGAAAACUAACACCGUGGUCGUUAGAUUACAAGCGCUUGGAAGAACUGCACCAGAGUACACGAUGAAGUGGAGGAGUCAAACGGUGAUCGCGAAUACGCAUAAGAGUGGACCGUCGCCAGCGCCUAACCACGUGCGUGACUCCUCGACCGGAAACGGACCACGUGAGACGCUGAUCCUAAUUCUCGCCACGAUACUCCUCGCUCUAGCGACCGGUUGUUGAGUGAUCGAGCUCGACACAUCCGUGUCCGUACACGUUCCUGUUCAAUGAGAAACAAACUAUACGAACGAGCCUAAGGUUUGUUUUGUUUGUGUACAUACACGGUUCAAGUA